This is a messenger RNA of Thelazia callipaeda (thelaziosis nematode), 549 nucleotides long. The record is from the annotation of a GenBank genome assembly. NCBI's taxonomy places the organism in Eukaryota, Metazoa, Nematoda, Chromadorea, Rhabditida, Thelaziidae.
GAAUGUUGUUCAGCUGACAGAGAAGAAUGUGAUGAUGUCGAUUUUCCAGUUUGCGAUAGUGAAGGGCAUACGCAUGCCAAUAUUUGCAAAUUUGAGCGUGCAGCGUGUCUGUCACGUAAGCAUCUGAAAAAAAAUUUAACAAUACGUUACCAAAAUGAAUGCUGCAUAGAUGAUUGCAAUAGUGAAUUGCAAAUAAAAUAUACGCCACUUUGCGAUAAUAUUGGACAAAGUCACAAAAAUUGGUGCAAAUUCAGAGUAGCCCAAUGCGAAUAUGAACGUAUUAACAGUGGUCGCAAGUUAUACUUAGCAUAUAAAGACGAAUGCUGCAAAAUUUCACGUGAUAGUUAUUGUAAUUUGAGUGGACCAAUUUGUGAUUCCGAUGGCAAAACGCAUCUUGAUUUAUGCGAAUUUCAUUAUAAACAAUGUCUUCUUGAGAGAACAGGAUAUAAAACAAUCACGAUUGAUUAUUAUGGUACUAAUUUAAAAUCAUACAGAUUAAUAAUGAAGAAUUUGUAUUCAACAGAGCAGUACUACUUUUUCAGCACUUAA